Messenger RNA from Brachypodium distachyon (stiff brome), 3355 nucleotides. RefSeq lists its product as uncharacterized. The record is from RefSeq and is a predicted model, not a curated record. The transcript is spliced from 15 exons. Lineage: Eukaryota; Viridiplantae; Streptophyta; Magnoliopsida; Poales; Poaceae. Gene Ontology annotation, biological process: mitotic DNA damage checkpoint signaling; protein phosphorylation. The coding region runs from base 148 to 3156 and encodes 1002 amino acids. Gene Ontology annotation, cellular component: nucleus. Gene Ontology annotation, molecular function: ATP binding; protein serine/threonine kinase activity.
CCCUCCGCUCUUCCUCCCUCUUCACCAGCAGAGCACCAUUCGAAGCGAAGCCAGGUUCCCACCCAAACCCUACGGGAAAUCGAGGCCCAUGCCUUCCUCUUGCGGAUCUUGCUAGAGCAGCAGAUCCCGAACGCCUCGCCCUCUACGAUGGAUCCCGCCGGCGUCGGGCCGAGGGAGACGGAGCUCGCGUGGCACCUCCUCACCGUGCUCGUCCGCAUCGGCCGCCCUGCCGCCGCCGCCGAGCUCGCCGCCACCGUGGCAUCGGCGUCUGGUGACGUGACGCCGCAGCUCAUAGAGCGGCUGUGCGGCGCCCCUGGGUCGCCGCUCCGGUGCUCUAGCGGCGGCGUGGUGACCGCGUCGGAGACUGCCGUCGCGGCGUUUCUGAGGUUCGUGGGGUGGGAGUAUGUCCCGCCGCCGCCGAGGGUGGGGCUGAGAGCCUCCGACUUGAGGAGGUGGCGCGGCGAGGUUCCAAUUCGGUAUGACUGCAAGGGGAAGGCGUCGUCAGAUGCCAAGGACUUCGGCGUGAAGAGGCGCCUCUUGAUGGGGGGUGACUCAGAUUUGGUAGAACAAGAGCAGCAGCAGUUGCAACAGCUGAUUGUGCAAAGCUGUUCGUCAGUUGCUACCAGUGAGGUACACCUGGAGGUUAUGCAAGAAGGCAUUCCUAAUCUGGGCCCAUAUACUGUUGAACCUUCCUUGAAGUUUUUAACUGGGGGUACUCUAGUUCCCAGUGCUGCUCAAAUUAGCAUGUCUUGUCUUCAACAUAGACUUGAUCAGUUAUUUGGAGGCAGUGACGAGAACAUUCUUGGGAAAACGACAUCUGCACCAGUGCCAAUGGAGGUGUCAACCCCUUCCUUUAUUGGCAUUCCUUCCCUAUGUGCUGAAAAAACAGAAAGAGUCCAUGCAGCAGCUGAUAAUGAAACUAAUGGGAUUGGUGAACCUGAAGGAGCAUUUCCAUUUUAUAACAGCAGAGUAGAGGAUAGUGAUGAUCUAGAAAAGGCCAGCCUCCUUCCUACGACAGCUGCAGUUGGCACUACUGUAAUUGGGGUCGAUGAGGAUCUAAAUUUUAUUUACAAAGGACCUAGCAGUCCAUUUCAUAAUUGCAAUACGCAUGCAGUAGAGAAUACAGGAAGAAGUAAUGUGAUCUCUGACCAAGCAGCUGUACGACAUGACAGUCCAAAUGCUGGAUACUGUGAGGAGAUCCCAUCUUGUGGUCCGAAUGCUAAUGCUUCGGCAGAAAUUCAGAACAAUAAGGCAAUACAAGUUCUAUUCCAGUCUCCUACACACACCAAAGCAGAACCCAUAUUACAUGAUCGGAUGCAUAGAACGAUACAAAGCUCGUGUCAACCAUCUCUGGAUGCGAAAGUUAAACCAGCAGUAUUGCCACUAGAAGCAACGAGCUAUGAUUGUGUUAAGAACAGUAUAGAAAACAAAUAUCUGAUUGACAGAGAGCAGCAACGUAACGACGUGGGUGUCAAUUUUUCUAAGAAGGAGCAAGAUAGAAAGAUAGUGAAACAAAGGGAUAAGGGCAAGAAAAAUAAUGUACUGCCUGCAGGAGUGAAGGAUCAACUUGCAGAAAGGGCUCAAAAGGGAAAUGCAGAGCCAAAACCACUGCCUAUCUUCAAGAAUUUUGUUGUAGAGGAGGAGGAAGGGUCAGGAGGUUAUGGGAUCGUUUAUAGGGCUCGGAGAAAAACAGAUGGAAGUAUAGUUGCCAUAAAAUGCCCUCAUUCAAACGCCCAUUCACAUCAUGUUGACAAUGAACGAAAGAUGUUGGAAAGAUUUGGAGGCAAGCAUUUCGUGAUUAGAUAUGAAACCUCGCUUAGAAGUGGUGAUCUAGACUGCUUUGUUCUAGAACAUGUUGUGCAUGACAGACCAGAGAUUCUGAAAAAGGAAAUAAGUGUGUUUGAGAUGAAGUGGUAUGGGUAUUGUUUGUUCAGCGCUCUUUCAAGCUUACAUAAACAGGGAGUAGUGCACAGAGAUGUAAAACCUGGAAACUUCCUCUUCUCUCGUAGACUGGCAAAGGGAUAUCUUAUUGACUUCAACUUGGCAAAUGAUAUUCAUCAGAAGUACUUGAGAAACAGUAAAUCUGAAACUAUCUCAUGUGGGAAGGAUACCACAUCUCAAUCUGCAUUGAAGUCUGCUCUAGUUAUUCAUGCCAAAGAAGUAGCUGCUGAUCCGAAACAAGCUCUUGGAUCCAAGAGGAAAAGAUCAAAUAAAAGCCCAGUGGGUGGUGAUCCUAGGAUUGGAAAUAAAAGUAAGCAUGGUGGCCAAGCUGCUGAUAUAUCUGGUGUUACCUCUGCCAAGGAUCCUACAAGCACGAAAACACAAUUAGACAGGUUAAAGCAGCCAAUGCCUUACAAAGGACGGAAGGAACUAAUGAACUUCUUGCAUGAGGCAAUGCACAGUCCCAAACAAAAGACACUGGAAGCUCCUGUUUCCCAAAGGAAGAGGGUUGCUGCUCCUGUUAGUAGUGGGGAUCGGAAGCUCUUUGUACUAACACCAAUGCCCCUGCGUUCUGGUGGUAGUGCUGUUGCUGGCACUGGCAUGUUUAACAGCAAAGGACAAGGAAAACAGCGAAGAGAAGGUCCCUGCGUUGGAACCAAAGGAUUCCGAGCUCCAGAGGUUCUUUUAAGAUCUUUCUACCAGGGUUGCAAAGUUGAUGUUUGGUCGGCUGGGGUGACGCUCCUCUACUUGAUAAUCGGCAAAUCACCUUUUGGUGGAGACCCUGAACAGAACAUGAAGGAAAUAGCGAAGCUGAGAGGCAGCGAAGGAUUAUGGGAAGUAGCAAAACUGCACAACUGUGAAUCUUCAUACCCAUCGGAGUUAUGUGAUGCCAAAUGGCUGCAGUCGGUGGAUCUCAGGGAGUGGUGUGUGGCCAACGCGCGGAGGCCGGAGUUCCUCGAGUAUUUACCUGACUCACUGUUUGAUCUUGUCGACAAGUGCCUGGCAGUAAACCCUAGGUGCAGGAUCACAUCGGAUGAAGCUCUGUCGCAUGAGUUCUUCGCUUCAUGCCAUGAAAGCCUGAGGAAGAAGAAGGCACUCAGGAUUGGAAGAUCAGGUGCAGGAGCUUCUCAUCCCCCUCCAUCUUUGUCCCAAGACAACAUGGUUAAGGUGAACGAAUCACAGCGCUUGUUUCCGACAAUAUUUGACUUAAUUUAACCUCUGUAAGCUGAUACCGUCAUAGUGAUAACCAGGCCUGUGCCAAUAGCCUGACAUGUUAUUUUUUGUUGUAAAUGCUGUACUUAAAGAUAUAAUCAGCGAUGACUGAAAAAAAGAAAGAUAUAAUCAGCGAUGUGCUGAUGCUCGUUUGUGUUGACAAGGUUGGUAUAAAGUAAUCGUUGUAUUUAUGCAUGAUAAA